Balaenoptera musculus (blue whale) is the source of this 3116-nucleotide messenger RNA. RefSeq names its product sodium channel epithelial 1 subunit beta (gene SCNN1B). NCBI's taxonomy places the organism in Eukaryota, Metazoa, Chordata, Mammalia, Artiodactyla, Balaenopteridae. Gene Ontology annotation, cellular component: membrane. Gene Ontology annotation, biological process: sodium ion transmembrane transport. The record is from RefSeq and is a predicted model, not a curated record. The coding region runs from base 50 to 1975 and encodes 641 amino acids. Gene Ontology annotation, molecular function: ligand-gated sodium channel activity. The transcript has 13 exons.
CGCCGCCAGCCGCGCGCAUCCCAAGCCGCCGCGGGAAGCAGGAGCCACGAUGCACAUAAAGAAGUACCUGCUCAAGUGCCUGCACCGGCUGCAGAAGGGCCCCGGCUACACAUACAAGGAGUUGCUGGUGUGGUACUGUGACAACACCAACACCCAUGGCCCCAAACGCAUCAUCUGCGAGGGGCCCAAGAAGAAGGCCAUGUGGUUCGUGCUCACCCUGCUCUUCACCUCCCUCGUCUGCUGGCAAUGGGGUGUCUUCAUCAGGACCUACCUGAGCUGGGAGGUCAGCGUCUCCCUCUCCAUCGGCUUCAAGGCUAUGGACUUUCCCGCCGUCACCAUCUGCAACACCAGCCCCUUCCAGUACUCCAAAGUCAAGCAUUUGCUGAAGGACCUGGAUGAACUGAUGGAGGCAGUCCUGGAGAGGAUCCUGGGCCCUGAGCUCAGCCAUGGCAACGCCACCAGGGCCCUGAACCUCACCGUCUGGAACUACAUGCCCCUGGUCUUUAUCAAUGAGCAGAACCCCCAUCACCCGGUGGUUCUUGACCUCUUUGAGGACGACUACAAUGGCUCAGCAAGCAGCAGCCCAGCACCAGGAAGGACCUGCAGUGCCCAAGGAUGCAAAGUAGCCAUGAGACUAUGCAGCCACAAUGGGACCACGUGCAAUUUCCGGAACUUCAGCAGCGCCACCCAGGCCGUGACGGAGUGGUACACCCUGCAGGCCACCAACAUCUUCGCACAGGUUCCAAAACAGGAGCUGGUGGCCAUGGGCUACCCCGCCGAGCGGCUGAUCCUGGCCUGCCUCUUCGGGGCGGAGCCCUGCAACUACAGGAACUUCACACCCAUCUUCCACCCGGAUUAUGGCAACUGUUACAUCUUCAACUGGGGCAUGAGGGAGAAGGCCCUCCCUUCAGCCAACCCCGGAGCUGAGUUUGGCCUGAAGCUGAUCCUGGACAUGGGCCAGGAAGACUACGUGCCCUUCCUCACGUCCACAGCCGGUGCCCGGCUGAUGCUUCACGAGCAGAUGUCAUACCCCUUCAUCAAAGAAGAGGGCAUCUUCGCCAUGUCGGGGAUGGAGACUUCCAUCGGGGUGCUGGUGGACAGGCUGGAGCGCAAGGGCGAGCCUUACAGCCAGUGCACCAUGAACGGCUCCGACGUCCCCAUCCGAAACCUCUACAGCGACUACAACACGACCUACUCCAUCCAGGCCUGUAUUCGCUCUUGCUUCCAAGACCACAUGAUCCAUAACUGCAGCUGUGGCCACUACCUGUACCCGCUGCCCCGCGGAGAGAAAUACUGCAACAACCAGGAGUUCCCAGACUGGGCCUAUUGCUACUCAGCCCUGCGCAUGAGCCUGGCGCAGAGGGAGACCUGCAUCGAUGUCUGUAAGGAGUCCUGCAAUGACACUCAGUACAAGAUGACCAUCUCCAUGGCCGUCUGGCCUUCUGAGGCCUCUGAGGACUGGAUUUUCCAUGUGUUGUCUCAGGAGCGGGACCAAAGCACCAAUAUCACCUUGAACAGGAAGGGAAUUAUCAAGCUCAACAUCUACUUCCAAGAAUACAACUAUCGCACCAUUGAGGAGUCAGCAGCCAAUAACAUCGUCUGGCUGCUCUCAAAUCUGGGAGGACAGUUUGGCUUCUGGAUGGGCGGCUCGGUGCUGUGCCUCAUCGAGUUCGGGGAGAUCAUCAUCGACUUCGUGUGGAUCACCAUCAUCAGGCUGGUGGCCCUCGCCAAGAGCCUGCGGCAGAGGCGGGCCCAGGCCUGCUACGAUGGCCCGCCGCCCACCGUGGCUGAGCUGGUGGAGGCCCACACCAACUUUGGCUUCCAGCCUGACACGGCCACACACGGCCCCGAUGCUGGGCCCCACCCCCAUGAGCAGACCCCGCCCAUCCCAGGCACCCCACCCCCCAACUACGACUCCUUGCGUCUGCAGCCACUGGACGUCAUCGAGUCUGACAAUGAGGGCGAUGCCAUCUAGACCCUGCCCAUCCCGGGCAGCCCAGGAAUUCGGACCUGAGCCGUGGAGACCGUUGCCCAAGGCCGCAUUUUAUGAUGCCCUCUCCACAGGCCCGGGACAGUAGGUGGCCAAGGCCAGAGUCCAGGUCCCUCUACAGAGAGCCAGCAGCUCCUGGCCAGUCCCAGGCCGAGGGCUCCGUGGAGUAACGGUGCUGGUACGGACGUGGGAAUUGUGUUCCUGCCCGCACCCUCCAAGCUGACCCAAUCCUUGGCCUGGGAUGCCCCCAGCCAGGCUCCAAGACCCGAAGCAUCUUCCCCUGGAGGCAGGCCACUUCCCUCCCAGGGCCGCUCACCGUCUGCCCCAGAGAUGAACAGGCAGCACGCUUGUGACCUUGUGAAUGGGUUUAGUGAGGGCAGCUUUGGUGGACAGCAGGCGUCAGAGGCCCUGCCAGGUGGCACAUGUUUUGUUCUGGAAAAUAAAAGUAGAAAACACGGAGUCUAGCUUUGUUCUUUGUCCGGGCAGCCAGAGCGCCCUGAUGCAUCUCUGGGGGUGGAAGGGCGUCCAUAACAACUUGAGAGCAGAGGCCUGGCCAGAGAAAGGUCCAAGCUGGUGGUUUUUAAAGUUUCUUUCAAGUUGUCCCUGCCUGAAACAGUGGCUUUAUGCCUUUUUCAGUGUCGUCCAACUUGUUUCUUUGGGUUGCAAGAAUCAAGAGAGAGAGAAAGAGAGGUAAGAUGGGAGAAAUACUCAAAACUGGCUUAAGCAAAAGCAUCUCCAGCAGCUCAAGUGAUGUCUGUUCUCUCUGCCUUCCCAGGCAGGCUGUCCUUACUUGACAGCAGCAAAGGGCCAUCUGCAACUCCAAACUCAGCUAGGACAGAGCACCUCUUUCCCAGCUGUCACAGCAAGUUCCCAGGCAGACUCUCACUGGUCACUGAGUGGGUCACAUGCCUGUCUCUGAGCCAAUCAGUGUGCCCAACUGGCAGGCUGCUGGGAUUGGUCAGACCCUGCCCAUACCUGAGGCCAGUUGGCCCCCAGCAGAAUCACAUGGUCUGAGGGUGGUGGGGACAUGGCUCUUAGGGGUGCUGGAUAAAAUAUAGGCCACCAAGUUAAACUGGAACUUUAGAUAAACAGCAAAUUAAUUUUUUAGUAGACGUACAUCCAUGUA